AUGAAAGCAAUUGUAAUCGGUGCAACUGGCCAAAUUGGACGUCAACUAGUCAGUGCGCUUCUACGGUGCCCACAGUUGAAGGAGUCGCGCGUCUCUGCGAUCGUUAGAAACCUCCCGGAGGAUCCACAGUCUUUCUUUGAUGCGACUGAUGAAUCUAUUUCUCGACUUUCUUUACGAGUAGUAUCUGAUUUCAACACUUUUGAUUUCUCAACCAUCUUUGAUUGUCCAGACAAGUUUACGCAUGCAUUCAGCACACUUGGCACAACUUUGAAACAAUCACCCAACGCUGCGGAUUAUUAUCGUGUUGAUCAUGACUUUCCCGUGAAAUUUGCCUCCGCAGCGCGUGCUGGGGGUGUUCCUUUUUUUGGCAUCGUCACUUCGAUGAAUUCUUGCUCCUCUUCAUCAUUUGCAUAUCUCAAACUUAAAGGAGAUGUUGAAAAAGACGUGAUAGCCCUGGAUUUCCCGUCCUUAGUGAUUUUGAGACCGGGAUUCCUUUUCGCUGAAAAGCUCAGAGAUACUGCUCCAUGGUUUGAAGCCCUGACACACAAGCUUUUUUAUCCAGUUGUGGAGUUUUUCUUUCCGAUGAAAUAUACCGUUCAUAUUGAAGACGCAGCUAAGACAAUGCUUUAUUCGGCGAUUCAGGCGACCCCUGGAUUGAAAAUUAUAGAAAACAAGGAGAUUGUUCAGAUGGCGCUAGCCAGCGACCAGGCCUUGGCCGAAAAUAAAAUCUAG
This is a messenger RNA of Mitosporidium daphniae, 732 nucleotides long. Its product is annotated as oxidoreductase htatip2. NCBI's taxonomy places the organism in Eukaryota, Fungi, Microsporidia. The coding region runs from base 1 to 732 and encodes 243 amino acids. Gene Ontology annotation, cellular component: cytoplasm. Gene Ontology annotation, biological process: import into nucleus. The transcript has a single exon. The record is from RefSeq and is a predicted model, not a curated record.